This is a messenger RNA of Mollisia scopiformis, 1446 nucleotides long. RefSeq names its product NAD(P)-binding protein. The record is from RefSeq and is a predicted model, not a curated record. Lineage: Eukaryota; Fungi; Ascomycota; Leotiomycetes; Helotiales; Mollisiaceae. The transcript has 5 exons. The coding region runs from base 393 to 1427 and encodes 344 amino acids.
CAAAAAAACCCGGACGAAAUACCUCAAGAAAAACUUCCCUCGCUUUAGAAUAAUACUCAAUUGUCAAUACUCGACGCAUAUUUAGGAAAUCACACUCCAUAAGAGACCCAGAUCUCAGCUAUCCAAGAGUACAAUUUUUUUUUUGUUUUUUCGGUCUUUCUAACAGGUUGAAAUUCAGAGUCGAAAAGAGUGUGUUGCUCGACCCAUCGCUUAAUUAGUCCGGGUUUUCCUGUCCACCUCGAGAGUAGGUAGUUUUGGGACUGGUUUGAAAUCCUUCUCAAUCGUUCGAUUGGCCAACAGGUUACGACCGCCUCGGUGGAUGUCAGCUCAACAUUGGCACAUCUGCUGGGCCGCAAGAAAAUAUAUAAACAUGGAACUUUGAUUCCCUCGUUAUGUCUGAAGAACUUGUUUUGAUCACUGGCAUUAGCGGUCUUGUUGGCCAUGCCGUUUCACGUGAAGCUCUCAGCUCUGGAUACAAAGUGCGAGCAGUGAUUCGGAAGAAGGAGAACAUCGAAAAAGUCGAGCAAGCCUUCGCUAGCAACCCAGAACUCCUUUCCAAGAUCGACUUUGUAGUCAUUCCAGACUUGACAGUCCCAAAUGCAUUCCACAAUUACAUGAUUGGUGUCGACCACAUCAUUCACGUUGCUUCUGUCGUUCCACAUCCCAGUGAUAACCAUGAACGGGACUACUAUCGUCCACCCAUUGACAUGACUCUCAACAUCCUCAAGGCGGCUCGCGAUAAUCCCAAUGUGAAACGAGUCGUCAUCACGUCCACAAUUGGGGUGUACAUUCCCAUCAUGGAUUACUUAUCUGGAAAUCUUCCGAACGUCUUCCGCUCCGACGACGAAACUUGCCACUACGACAUGAAGACCACUUUUCCCCACGAUCUUCUAGCAUAUGCUGCUAGCAAAGCCAUGCAACUUGACGCCGCACAGGAUUUUCUAGACAAGGAGAAGCCCAAGUUCGAAACUGUAUUCAUCAUGCCAAGCAUGAUUGUCGGCAACGAUCAUGGAGCCACCAAGCCAGAAGACUAUAUUAACAACACGACGAACAAGUGCAUCAUCGGCCUGCUUGUUGAAGGAGGAGCAGAAAAUGCCGCUCUUGGUUCCUCCGUGGGCCUCUCUGAUGUUGCAAAGCUCCACGUAGGCGGUUUGAAGUCAUCGGUGCCUCCAGGUCGAUAUAUCGCUGCUUCCGAGGGAGAAAAAGGCAUGGAGUGGACUGACGCUUUCGCUAUUGUGAAGAAGCAUUUCCCUGAAGAGAGCGAGAAGGUUUUCAAAACACAGGGCGAAGCUGCGCAAAGCGUCAAAAUCAAGCUCGAUGCGUCAAAGACGGAGAAGGCUUAUGGUUUCAAGUUCCAAAGCUAUGAAGAUCAGGUGAAGGAGGUUGUGUCAGCUUACUUGGCUCUUUUGAAAAUGGAUGGGAAGUGAGUGAUUGGAUAAAGGAACG